Molecule: messenger RNA, 4031 nt
Organism: Oncorhynchus keta (chum salmon)
Lineage: Eukaryota; Metazoa; Chordata; Actinopteri; Salmoniformes; Salmonidae
Product: ubiquitin carboxyl-terminal hydrolase 45-like
Exons: 18
Coding region: 324-2705 (793 amino acids)
Biological process (GO): protein deubiquitination
Molecular function (GO): zinc ion binding; cysteine-type deubiquitinase activity
Source: RefSeq, a predicted model, not a curated record
UUAACCUCAACGAGCCACCGUAUUGCGUCACAUGUUGACUUCAGCAAUUUGACCAUGUGACUUUUUGUGGGUUCAGAUGCUAGCUUUUGAUGUUCCCGACAGUUUUAGAAAGUCAAAAUUUUAACUGAAACUGUAUUUUGCGUUUUGGACACUAGCUACAAGUAUUAUAUGGACUCCAUUCGAGUUUCCUGUCGUGUAUGACCUACAAUAAAGUUAUUCAUCGUUUGAAAUAAGCUACGACGCUACAGUGUGUUGACAUAUUAGCUAGCUAGCUAACCGGCUAGCUCAUUGGCCAGUUUAAGGGCAAAAUCAAAGAGCUACAGAUGCGGCUAAAGGAUCCCUUCUCCUUGAAAGCUGCCGACAUGACUAAGCGGACUAACAAGCCGAGGAAGCCUCGAGAUGAGGAGUCGUCGGACGAAGUUAGCGGGCUGACCUGCCAGCAUGUCAGCAAGGCGGUAGACCUGAACUCAGUCAAGAAGGCAGUGACCUCGAGCAUGUGGUCGAUGUGUUCAGAUUGCCUGAGGGAAAGGACUAUGAUAGAUGGAGAGCCAGCCAGUGGCCACGACAUCCUCGUAUGCCUCAAGUGCGGCUUCCAGGGCUGUAGCCAGUCAGAGAGCCAGCACUCCACCAAGCACCACCAAACCCUCCACCCUGAGUCCCAUUGCAUCACCAUCAGCCUCGGCACCUGGAAGGCCUGGUGUUUUGAAUGUAAUGAAGAGCUCUCCACUCACUGCAAUAAGAAGGCUUUGGCCCAGACCCUGGACUUCCUACAAAAGCACUCUGUCAAGGCAGCCUCAGGAACAACAUCGAAAAUGAUCAAGCUAAGAGAGGAGCCCAGCGACUAUGCAGACCAGUCAAGAGGGAAGAGUCCGGUCAACAACAGCACACUGGUCCCGGUCAAAGGCAUCAACAACCUCGGAAACACCUGCUUCUUUAACGCAGUUAUGCAGAAUCUGUCCCAGACUCACAUGCUGAACGAUCUGAUACAGGAUGUGAAGGAGAAGGGACACAAGCUGAAGAUCUGCCCCCCUGCCGAGUCAAAUGUGGGGGCGUUGAUGGUGACUCUGCCCAGCCCAGAGCCCCUGACCUCGGCCAUGUUCCUCUUCCUACACAGCAUGAAGGAGUCUGGGAAGGGCCCUGUCAACCCCAAGACCCUUUUCAACCAGCUCUGCCAGAAGGCUCCACGCUUUAAGGGCUACCAGCAGCAGGACAGCCAGGAGCUGCUCCAUUACCUACUGGACUCCAUGAGAGUAGAGGAGACUAAGCGGAUCAAAGCGGGCAUUCUGAAAUCCUUCAACAACCCCACAGAGAAGACUGCAGAUGAUGAGACCAAACGCCAAGUCAAAGCAUACGGGAAGGAGGGUGUGAAGAUGAACUUUGUGGAUCGCAUCUUUGUGGGGGAGUUGACCAACACCAUCAUGUGUGAGGAGUGUGAGCAUAUCUCCACAGUGAAGGAAGCCUUCAUUGACAUCUCCCUGCCGAUCAUUGAGGAGCGGAUGUCCAAGCCGUCCAACCCGGGCAGGACUGGGAAGAGCAGUCGGGAGCAAGAAGCUCACGUCUCCCACGGUGACGAGAUGCUUUCCGCAGCGCUCAAUAAGAACAGCAGGAAACUUAGCGGACAGCAGCAGCAGGGCCAUAAGUCCCCUGGCUCUGUGGAAGAGAAGGGGGCAGACAGCCCCUCGGAGGAGUCCCCCUCCGUAAUGGCCCGUGCUGCAGGAGUUUCCAAAAUGGCCGCCACCAGCAGCCUAUCUGAUGGCAGCGAGAAAGACUCGGGCCCUCAGGACAGCAGCAAUGACGCCGACAGCGAGGCCUCGGAGAGCGAGUGGACCCCCCGGCACUCCUCGGGCCACAUCCAUGGUGGCAGAGGGUCCACCCCUACCCAGUCUCCCACCCUGUCCGCCCUCUCCCCCAGGACCCAGCAUGGUGGUGCUGUGGAGCAGCUGGUCAGUGCAGUGCAUAAGAUUAACCUGGGACCUGAUUCAGUGGACUCACCCUCUACAUACUGUCCUGAGGACCAGGUGGAGCCCCAGCCUCAACAUCCUCAACAGUCUCCUCACUCCCACCACCAGGGGGCAUUCCAGGCCCUGUCCCACAGCUAUACGCCCUGCUCCAAGGAGUGCUCCGUUCAGUCCUGCCUUCACCAGUUCACCUCGGUGGAGCUUCUGAUGGGCAACAACAAGCUGUUGUGCGAGAGCUGCACGGACCGCCGGCAGAAACAACUGAGGAAGAGCACCUCAGCAGAGAAGAAGUCUGACAAGGUGUACACCAGCGCUCGCAAACAGAUACUGAUCUCUUCGCUGCCCCCGGUGGUCACUCUGCACCUCAAACGCUUCCAUCAGGCAGGGAUGAACCUACGAAAAGUCAACCGUCACGUCAACUUCCCUCUCAUCCUGGACCUGGCUCCGUUCUGCUCGGCAUCCUGCAAGAACCUGGUGGCGGGGGAGCGUGUGCUCUACAGCCUGUAUGGCAUCGUGGAACACAGCGGGUCGAUGCGCGGGGGCCACUACACAGCGUAUGUAAAGGUCCGCUCGCCCCAGAGGAGAACCGAGCAGCCACAGCGCAGAAACCUGGCAGGUCCAAGGGAAGCAAGCAGUGCUACUCAGGGUCAGUGGGUUUAUGUAAGUGACACCAAUGUCCAGACGGUACCAGAAUCCAGGGUCCUCAACUCUCAAGCCUACCUGCUGUUCUACGAGGAGAUGCUGUGACUGCCAGAUCACGGAGCUACUCAACAAUCGUUGGUCUCUCAGGAGACCGGGGAAGAGGGGGAGAAAAAAAGAGAGACCUGCUUUGGGUACACCGCUCUCUAAACUUUGACUCCCAAGAGCAUGAAACAUGGCAAGCACUACAUGAUGGGAUUUGUAGGCCAUCAGGGACAUGCAUUACAUUGAUGUAUACUGGACUGCUCAGCAUUCAAGGGUUACCACACUCUUCGUGUCUCGGUCCACUUACUGAACGUCCCCAUACAGUUGCUCAUACCUCUGUAGAUGAAAGAGACUGAGUGAGAAAGCGAGAGAGUGGCAGAAUAGUAUGUUUAAUUAGCACAAAUUAUACGGAAAAAAAUGCUAUGUUAUUUAUAUUUUACAGCCUGCUGUGGUGAAUACGAAUUGUAUUUUUUGUAGAACAUGCGAAUGUGUGACUAUCAUUAAAUGGUGAUUGCCAAAGAGUUUUUGGUAAAAGAAAUAAUAUAAAAUGAUGGAAAACAUACACAAAAGACUUAAGUGCCAAAAGAAUGUGAUCUCAAACUAUUCCUGAAAGGAGAGGUCCAUAAUGUGGCAGGCCAUCCGAGUGUGUUUCAGACCAAUACAUUACUGUGUUGGUCGGCACUGUUCUUUUCAAUUCUAUCUCUACGUUUGUGCACCGGUGUGCAUAUUUAAAUCUCUAACCACACGUAUUCAAACACAUUGCGAUGUUUAACAAAGGGACAUUGCUACAUAUAUGAUUGCCAGCUCGCCGGACAAUAAACAGUCGUUUUCAUUUCAUUAGUCUUUUUAUCCCAUACUUUCUGCUGUAGUUAAACUAAAGGCAGUGAAUGUGUUGAUCAAUCUUCAGAUUCAAAUGUGUCUCACCAUUUAUGUUAAUCGUUCUGCAAAUAUUUUGGGGGGGGAAUGAAAUGGAGAUAUUUUAUCUGUCGGUUGUUGGGACAUUGCCAAAUUAUUCUGGUCAAGUGAAGGAUUACUUUAAUUAAAGAUACGGUUUGAUGAAUUUCUUUCAAAACAAAUACACUCAGUGCCUACACUCUAGGAUUAUUACACUUCUGCAUGUUAAGAACAAAUAAUUACGGUGAACACAUAUUUGCUUACAGACAGCUUGUGUGAAAUGUAUAUGCAAAACCAUGAGAAUUUUGUGUUUUUACCACAAUACUAAACCCUAUAUAGAUAUGGUGCCUCAGGCUACAGUGUUUAUCUUCAGCCGUUCUUUUCCUUCUGAAAAUGUCAUUCGAUUUCAAUAAGGAACUCUGUACACCGUUGGGUUAUGUGAAGUCAUAUAUAUCGAAGAGAAUAAAUCUAAUUUAUGAAAUGGGAAACCAACAA